AUGCUUCAAAGAUCUUUCCUCUGGGGAGGUGAUGAAGUGAAGAAGAAGAUUAGUUGGAUUGGUAUGGAGAUAUCCAAACAUCUAUGCUUGGAGACUCGAGAAUUUAUUUGUGAAGUAAAAUGUCACUUUGGUGGAGGGAUCUUUGUGCGGUCGAGAGAUUGGAUUCAGAACCGUUGGCCAAUUGGUUUACUUCUUCUAUCUCGUGCAAACAUCGUUAUGGUUUCUCAUAUGAGGCAGUGGGUUGAUGGUGUUUGGGUUUGGUCCGUUCGGUGGCGGUCUUGUCCUGAUGUUCGGAAAGCAGUCGCUCAGAUUCAGGAGUUGUUGCUCUUGUUGCUUCCGAUUCAACCGCAGUAUUCUAUUACGGAUUCUUUUGGUUGGUGGAGGAAAGGUAAUGGUUACAUUAUUAGUAAUUGUUAUGAUUGCAUUUUGAAAAAUGAAUCACGAUCUUCAGAGUUGGAUGUUCAACUUUCUUUGGCUUGGGUUAGUUUAAGAAAAACUAAGGUUCCUAGUAAAAUCCAUAUUUUUGGGUGGAGAUUAAUUUGGAAUAGACUUUCAACAAAGUCAGAGAUUCUCAAGUGCGGGGUGUUGAGAAGGGUGCGUAACUUGGUUUGUCCUCUUUGUUUUGGCGUGGAGGAAGAUAUUGAUCAUCUCUUUUGUGAUUGCACCGUUUCUAAGGCGUGGUGGAACAAUAUUUGUCUUUGCCUUCAGAUUGACGAUUCUUCUUUUUCUUGUCGCUUUUUGGAUCGUCUUCUAUCGUUGGAGCAUUCUUGUAAGUUAGCUUUUGUCUUCAAUACGGGUUGGUUAUUUGGGUUAAUUACUUGUUGGGUAAUUUGGAAAUGUAGGAAUGAUAUCCUUUUUAAAGAACUCAUUUUGUCAAAUAUUGACGGGGUGGGUUUGAUAAAAUUGCUUGCGUGGGAUUGGUCAUUUCUGUGUUUUAAAAUUAGGAGUUCUUUGUCUUGA
Vicia faba (fava bean) is the source of this 960-nucleotide messenger RNA. Lineage: Eukaryota; Viridiplantae; Streptophyta; Magnoliopsida; Fabales; Fabaceae. The record is from the annotation of a GenBank genome assembly.